Cuscuta epithymum is the source of this 2834-nucleotide messenger RNA. The record is from the annotation of a GenBank genome assembly. NCBI's taxonomy places the organism in Eukaryota, Viridiplantae, Streptophyta, Magnoliopsida, Solanales, Convolvulaceae.
AUAUACGAACUCUGAAAUUUGAUUCUCACAUGUGAGUCCCAGAGCCCAGGUAGUUAUUUCCUCUGUGCGACCAUUUUCCUAAAUAAAUUCAUUCUACUGUACUGAUCUGUGAUUCCCAGAGACCGGUCAUCUAUGAAGAACAUCUUCAAGAAGAAGCCUCACCACCCCAACCGAUCGAACGAGUCUCCUCAGCCUUCGUCUUCCUCUACCGUGCUCACCUCAUCAUCUUCCCCACCGUCUGCCCAUCAGCGCGAAUCUAGCACCUCUCAGCAUCCGCAGAGUCCUUCGACUGCCUCAUCUACUUCAGCUGCCGCCGCGCCAGUUGCCGCUGCAGGAGCGCCUGCUAUCAAUCCGCAACAUGACUACUAUGCCUCCGAAGAGGAUUACCAGAUACAGCUUGCCUUAGCACUCAGUGUUUCCUCAUCCCACGCUGAGGAGCCUUCCUUUGACUCCGGCAAAGGUCAGAUCCUCGGUGGAGGGAGAUAUAGUGCUGAAUCUGCUCGUGAUAGGGAGGAAGCUGCUGCUGACUUUCUGUCGAGUCACUAUUGGGAUUACAGCAUUCUUGACUAUGAGGAAAAAGUUGUUGAUGGUUUCUAUGAUGUAUAUAGCCUCUUCACAAGUCCUGCAAGUCGGGGGAAAAUGCCGUCUCUUUCUGAACUUGAAACGAAUGGUGGAAGUUCUGACUUUGAAGUUGUGAUAGUGAAUCAGAAAAUUGACCCAUCAUUGGAGGAGCUUAUACAGAUUGCACAUUGCAUAGCAUUAGAUUCCCCCACAGAUCAGAUUGGUCUGCUAGUUCAGAGACUUGCUGAACUUGUAAUAGAACAAUUGGGUGGGCAGGUGAAGGAUGCAAAUAUCAUACUAACUAGAUGGAUGGAAAGAAGUAUGGAAUUGAGAACUUCUCUUCACACCAGUGUGCUGCCUAUAGGAUCCUUAAAUAUCGGGUUGUCACGUCAUCGUGCGUUGCUGUUCAAGGUUUUGGCUGACCAUGUUGGGAUUCCUUGUAGACUAGUUAAAGGUUACACAGGUGUUGAGGAUGAUGCUAUCAACAUAAUAAAGCUACCAAAUGGGAGUGAGUUUUUGGUUGAUCUCAUGGGUGCACCCGGGACACUUAUACCAGCUGAAGUUCUAGGUGCAAAGGAUACUUGUUUCAAGCCAUAUAAUAAGCUUCCCAAUGCCCGCUCAACCAGUGGCUCCAGGCUCGACUCCUUGGAUGAUAGAAAAUAUGCUACUGGACAUGAUAUUUUAACUGUCACGAGACCAGUAAGGCCAGAAUCAAAUCCAUUGUUUUCCGAGGCAAGUGUUGGUGCAGGUUCACCAGGAUUAAGUAGUAAAGGUUCUCCUUCUCACCAGUUGGAUCAAAUCACAUCAUUGGUGAUUGGGAAGUCCCUAUACAAGGGAGGUCGUGGACCUAAUGUUGCUAGUGACGGUUCAAGGGUGAAUGUGAAUGUUCCACAUAGUGAUGACCCAAAAAAUCUUUUUGCUGAUCUCAACCCCUUUCAAAUAAAAGGGUCUGGCGUGGUUCAGAAUAACCCUUCUAGAACCGCAGGCAGUCGGGUGCAGUUUUCAAAAAAUGUCGCAGGCAAGCCUCCUGUCCCUAUGAAUUGGAAAAAUCGCUAUGCAUGCAAUGAAGUUCCAGAUGUUUUGCCAAAGAUCAAACUUGAUGCAAACAAUUAUAAUGCAUCAACAGUGGCUUCUUCCACCUCAGCUGUACAGCAGAAAGUUUUAUUUGAUACCCCUCCGAUGUUGGCAACUCAUUUUGAAUUUAGGAAGUCUUCUGUUGAAAACAACCAGAGAAGUGAUCUUGAGCAACCAUAUCAAAUGGAUGGGGACCUCCUGGAAAGUAAUGAUGCAGACACAACCAGAGCUCAUUUUCAGGAAGUCACUCUGCAGAAUAACAGCAGAAAGAUCACCCAACAUAAGUUCACUGGAACAGAUUUGAAAUUUAAGGAGCCAGUACACUCAAACACUUCAACAGGAUUAAGCUUAUCCCAGAUUAAUCAAGUAUUGGAUGAUGUGAAUGAAUGUGAAAUUCCAUGGGAAGAUCUUGUUCUUGGCGAAAGGAUUGGACUAGGUUCAUAUGGAGAGGUAUACCGCGCUGAUUGGAAUGGCACUGAGGUUGCUGUCAAGAAGUUCCUUGACCAGGAUUUCUCGGGUGCUGCUUUGGCUGAGUUUAAAAGAGAAGUGCGGAUAAUGCAACGUCUAAGACAUCCAAAUGUAGUUCUUUUCAUGGGUGCAGUAACCAGACCUCCAAAUCUUUCGAUCAUCACUGAGUUUCUUCCUCGUGGAAGCUUGUUCCGGAUAAUUCAUCGUCCUCACUCUCAAAUAGAUGAGAAGCGCAGAAUCAAAAUGGCUCUUGAUGUGGCAAUGGGCAUGAAUUGCUUGCAUACAAGCACACCAACUAUUGUUCAUCGUGAUCUGAAGUCCCCGAAUCUAUUGGUAGAUAAUGAUUGGAAUGUCAAGGUGUGUGACUUUGGCUUGUCACGCUUAAAGCAUAACACUUUCCUGUCAUCCAAGUCAACUGCAGGAACACCCGAGUGGAUGGCGCCAGAAGUUCUACGUAAUGAACCUUCAAAUGAAAAGUGUGAUGUUUAUAGCUUUGGUGUUAUUCUCUGGGAGCUUGCGACUAUGAGAUUACCAUGGAGUGGGAUGAACCCUAUGCAAGUUGUAGGUGCAGUUGGUUUCCAAAAUCGGCGUCUUGAAAUCCCCAAAGAACUUGACCCUCAUGUGGCUAGGAUAAUAUGGGAAUGUUGGCAAAUGGAUCCAAAUUUACGGCCAUCAUUUGCAGAAUUAAGUGUGGCAUUAAGACCGUUGCAGCACCUUGUCCUUCCUUCUUC